UACACGCAGAUCGUCUGUUUUUGCGUGAACAAAUGCGCUUCAAAAGUGCGUAAAUCGCUCAACGACCAACACACGCGACUUCCUGCCAUUUGGCCAAAUUCAUUUCCUUCGCCCGCCGUAAACAAAGUGUUAUAAAUUCCCCUCGCUUUCGCAUCCUGUUAAUGCCGUGGUACAAACAAGUGAUAACGAUACCGACGAACAACCGCAGGGACAGUACGCACAGAUGGCAAACAAACGAAAACCAAUCCACACACCAUCUGCCGCCGGAGGUGUUGGUGGUAGUGGAGCGGCGGGAGGAAAUGCUGCCCGUCCGCAGAUGAACUUCCGCCAGGGGUUAAACGAUACAACGGCUCGAAGCGAAGCUAAGGGCACCAGGCCAACCGCUACACCGACCUCGAUAAGGGAAGUGCUCACAAUGAUGGUGCUGCACGUGUGCAAAAAGAUCAUUUUCUUCGACACCAGUCUUAAGGUCCCGCUGUAUCUGGGUUCUUUGUUCAUCGUGUCCCUCAUUGGCGACUUUCUGCCCUACCCAAAGACUUAUCUAGCGCGCACGGACAAUCUGUUCAACGUGUAUUUCGUUAAACUAGGCUGGGCAUGGACGUUACUGUUCGCUUUUCCCUAUCUGGCCAUGACAUCGAUCACAAUAUGCUGCGGAGACAAUCAGCGGCUACUGAGGAACCAUCUGCCCCGACUCGGCAUAGCGACCGUGUUUUGGUUCGUGUGGACAAAGCUGUUCAACAUCAUCGAAUCGAGCUACGGCCGUUGCAGUGUGCGAGGAUUCGAUGCAAAAACGGCUUGCCUGAAGGCGGGCCACCUGUGGAAUGGUUUCGACAUUUCCGGCCACGCGUUCAUCCUGAUCUACUCUAGCCUGGUGCUGAUGGAGGAGGCACGUCCCAUUAUUGGAUGGGAAAGUAUAAAGGAUUUGCUGCGCAACGAGGAGCACAAUCGCAACAACAACGAUACAUCACAAUCGUCCAAUCCGCUCAAAAACUUAAAGGACGAAGAUCUGAAGGCACUGAAAUACUUCUACAAUCGCUUCACGCCCACCAUUCGGUUGUUCUUCAUCGGGAUGACUAUGUUACAACUGCUCUGGGAUCUGAUGCUCGUCGGUACGAUGCUCUACCACCAUCGGAUGGUGGAGAAAGUGCUGAGUGGCAUUAUUGCCGUCGUAACGUGGUUCGUGACGUACCGUGCCUGGUACCCGAUACCGACCGUACUGCCCGAUCCCGUUGGAAAAGGUCUGUUCAACUACCAAUCGAUCAGCAAACCGGAAAUUGGACUUCGGCGAAGGGCCAGUUUACUGCAGCACGGCGGUGGUUCAUCGGCGACUGCUGGUGCGAAUUUGAACAGCACGGCAGGUAGUAAAGAAAUUCCCAAAUUCAUGGGAAUGCCGCUGUACGCUGCUAGACAACCGUACAACCCUUCGGCGGCUGGUGCAAACAUCGGUUCAAACGCAUCCCCACUGGAAGGAGCGGGCAGUGGCGUGCAGGGAUCAUUCGUAAGUAGCCAUCUGUAUGGUUCGCGUGUAGGUAGCAGUGGGGGCAUUAGCAGUAGCGGUGGUAGUAACUAUAGCAACCCGGACUUUAACCAUCCUUCGUACGCUCGCUAUCGUAGUCGCUUUGAGCGCUUCGAGUCGUAGUAUGUAUAAAUGUAUGUGCGUGUGUGUGUAUGUGCCGUUCAUCAAAUCCUUUUAGUUUUAUGUUUGCAGGCCUGAUAACAUUGGUGAUUGUAAAUUGUAGGUAGUACAAGUACGGUUUGGCUGGGAUAAAGUUAUUUGGGGAAUACGCUUUUACAGCAGCAUGAUGUACGAUCGCCCGAUCGUGUGUUGAUGGCUGGGAAUGGCAACAGGUGACGGGAGUGUUUUGUUUGCAGUAGGCAUUUCAUCUUGAAUUUGCAUUUCUAUGCUGUACAGCAGGCCUGCUUGCGACGUACGGCGAAGGCGCAUGAAAAAUAUUUCUCUACCUAUACACUCUACCAAUCCACCCCCUGUGUCUUUCCAUUUUGCAGAUCUAGUUUGCCGACAAAGCAAGUGCAAUCAUAUCGGUACAGUUCACGAUCGAGCAGCCAAAUAUCGAAUUCACGACCGAUCGAAAGGAUCGAACUGGAACCGAAACUAUAUGUACAGAAGCGUCUGUAGCAGAACAGCGACAAUGGACUGUUUUCGUAUUUCCUAACAGCAUGACAAAUUGCUAAAAGAAAUUACUUUUAAUUAGCAGCGUCGGACGUAUCAGUUAGGGGGACGACAGAAUGAAAAACCACCACACGAAAAGCUCCCACAGAUUUAGGUUUAACUUUAUUGUGUUCUUUCGUUUAAACGCGUCUUUGGUGGUUUGUAGUUUAGUUUUACAUUACAUACUUAUGAGGCAGACUUACACACGUUAUUAUUUAUGUUGAAUAUUUCACUUUCUGUUAUUUCUUAGCUGAUGGUUGUGUUAACUUUAUGUUUUCGUUGAUAUUAUUGUUGCGCGUUUGUAUUCUGUUGUAAUUCUUCGAACGACCAAAUACAAAUAGGAAACUUUACUAA
This is a messenger RNA of Anopheles moucheti, 2524 nucleotides long. RefSeq names its product acyl-coenzyme A diphosphatase FITM2 (gene Fitm). NCBI's taxonomy places the organism in Eukaryota, Metazoa, Arthropoda, Insecta, Diptera, Culicidae. Gene Ontology annotation, biological process: phospholipid biosynthetic process; lipid droplet organization; lipid storage. Bases 224 to 1639 code for a protein of 471 amino acids. The record is from RefSeq and is a predicted model, not a curated record. The transcript has 2 exons. Gene Ontology annotation, cellular component: endoplasmic reticulum membrane.